GCUGCUACGCCGCUGGGCAACUGAAAACAUGUAUAAAAGCUUGUGCUAGAUAUGCAUACUGAAAUUGAUAUGAGUACGAUGUAAAAUUUGGUCAGAAAGUACUAGUGAUUUGAUCCGAGGCUGUUUGAAAACAAUAAUACCUGAGGUCGUUUAGUAUUUCAUUUUAAAGCAUUCUUUUGUGUGGAUGCAGACGACAGAAAAUCGGGAAGAUUCGGAACAGUUUAGACUUUCCGCCAAUCUGCGUUGUUUUCGGCACGUCUACGCAGGGAAUCAAAGAUCCUCCAGCAAGCUGAACAAAGUGUUUGAUUGAAAUGGCCCAGCAAGUGACAAGACCUAUCAUCAAUGUGAUAAAUUUGGGUCGUAUGGGCUUCCUUCAGGCUUAUGAUGUUCAACUACGUUAUGCUAAACAACAUCUUGACAAGCUGGCUGGCCGAACCGGAGUGAAUGGCCAUGAUACACUUCUUCUUGUUGAACAUAAUCCUGUCUACACAGUUGGACUUCGAACUGAAGAUUAUGGAGAGGUUGAAGAAUUGAGGCUGAAAAAACUUGGAGCUGAAUUUUUUAAAACAAAUCGUGGAGGACUCAUAACCUUCCAUGGGCCUGGCCAAUUGGUGGCUUACCCUAUUUUAAAUCUGAGGCACUUCCAGAAGAGCUUGAAGAGCUAUGUGGCCACACUUGAACAGACACUGAUCAACACAUGUCGGCGGUUUGGAAUCCAGGCACGGACCACAGAACAUACUGGUGUUUGGGUUAAAGACAAAAAAAUUGCUGCCAUAGGUGUUCAUUGCAGUCGUUACAUCACAACUCAUGGAAUCUCACUGAACUGUGACACGGAUCUGAUGUGGUUUCGACAUAUUGUUCCUUGUGGCAUUCCUGGUAAAGAUGUUACCAGUCUGACACGAGAACUAGGGAAGCCUACUUCCAUCCGAGAUACCAUUUCCCCUUUCCUGCAAGCUUUUGAAGAGGAAUUUGGGUGUGAACUCAAUCUCACUAUGUUUGAUGAAGAAGAUUCCAGUCUUCUCAAGACUGAAAACAGGUCAAAAUCACCACCUUCUGGAAGAGGUGGCUUAGCAGAGCCAACUGGUUUGCCAAACACACAGUACAGCGUGAGGCAGGUGUCAACGUCUGCAACUGAUCGGGCCCCAGGUAAUCGUAUUCCAAUGUGGUAAGAGCAAACUGACAUACAAAGCAGAGCAAGAGUUAAUAUACCAGGUGUAUAUGAACUGAAAUGCUGUUUGUUUUUUUAAAACUAACGAAAACCUUAAAACCUUAUUUUUCCCUUUUCUACUAUCAAGCAAAUGUUUGCUUGUGUUCCUCGCUAUCAUAAGAAAAAGGUAUAUUUUGGGGCUCUUCUUUAUGGUUGUUUCUUAUUUUGCUAUUAGAAACAUGGGAUACUGAAAAAUAGUUUAUCAAAUAAAGUUUGAUAUUCUAAAAUUGUGCAAAAAGAUUGAUUGUUCAUUAUUGUUUCUUGGUUGAAUUAUAAGGUAGUUUGGUUAAUGCCAUGAAUAUGCUAUUGGAGCAGAUACUGCUGUAAAUAAUCAUGAAGCUGCUGCAUUUUGAACUUCAGACCAAAGCCAUUAGCAUAUUUACCUAUGUGCAUACAGUUGCAAACUCUUCCUUGACAUGUCUUGGUAAUAUGGUAAGUGGUAUUUAGCUCUUCUUCCUCUAAGGAAAUCUUUCUCUCCAAACUGCUUAUGGAACUUUGUGCUGAAGAACAUCAUUUAAGAAUUUACAUCUCAAAGGAGAUAUACCACAUGGGCAUUUCAUGAGCAUGUUCGUAACUUUUUAGUGUUACAGGUUUUUGGCAGAUUCAGAUGUUUCAGCAAAAUUGUGUGUGUGUGUGUGUGAUAUUCAGUUUUUAGUUGGAUUAUGCAGUAUUACUGAUCUGAAACAUGUUUAUACACAUACAAUGUACUGUUAAAACAUAAAAUUGUUAAAAAAAAAACACACACAUAUAUCUCAGUACUAUCACUGUUCAAGUGAAAGCAUUGAUUUUUUUCCACAUUACAAUUAAUGUUCCUGCUGACUACUCAUUUGUCAUUUGAAGCACAACAGUAGUCUUUUAUGAAAAUGGUUAAAAUUGGUUGCCUUCUCUAGUGACUGCUUGUCCUGAAGCUCUGACUUCUUUUUCCGUUUAUGUCAAAGGCAUCAUAUUUUUGUUUCCUUUCAUUAGUUGGCUCUUGUGCAUAUACUUAGGAACAUUAAAAUUAUUUUUUUUAGAAUGUCAUCUUGGUUUUUAUACUUUGUUUACACAUAAAAGCAUGCUUUAGAAAGGAGCUCAUUGUCUGAAAUUUGGGUUUCUAUUGUUUGUUUUUCAAUUUGUGAUUAUACAUUGGCUGUAGCAAAGAUAUCAACUGUAUAUCACUUUUAAGAAAACCUUAAAGCAGGAAACAGCUUGAGAAAUGCUGCAACCCCUGAAGCACAUAAUGUGCCUGUAAGUAAAUCUUUUUAUUAAUGUUGUCAUACAAUGACAGUACUGUUUUUAUCCGAAUGUAUUCUAAGUUUAGGAUUGUUUCAAAUUUGUUAUUCAUAAUUUGCAUACAAAACUUACAUAUCAUUAUAGUUUUAUAAACCUAAGGGAAAAAGGUUUUCAAAUGCAUAGUAAAUGUGCUUUAAGUGAUGUAACUAUGGAUAAAAAAUAUAAAUCUAUGGUCAUUUGUAAAUGACUCGAUUCCAUUUCUGGUAAUAAAGUUGUACUUUUCA
Molecule: messenger RNA, 2703 nt
Organism: Pomacea canaliculata
Lineage: Eukaryota; Metazoa; Mollusca; Gastropoda; Architaenioglossa; Ampullariidae
Product: putative lipoyltransferase 2, mitochondrial
Exons: 4
Coding region: 312-1169 (285 amino acids)
Biological process (GO): protein lipoylation
Cellular component (GO): mitochondrion
Molecular function (GO): lipoyl(octanoyl) transferase activity
Source: RefSeq, a predicted model, not a curated record